Messenger RNA from Cuscuta campestris, 932 nucleotides. NCBI's taxonomy places the organism in Eukaryota, Viridiplantae, Streptophyta, Magnoliopsida, Solanales, Convolvulaceae. The record is from the annotation of a GenBank genome assembly.
CGCAAAUCCCCACUUUAUCCCCGAAUAGCUCAAACGGUUCGCUCCGUCUCUUCCUAUAAGUACCCCCGUUUGUUACCCCAUUUCGUCGUGCCUUUAUCCCUUUCUCAAGCCAUUUUCUGCCAUUUCCAAACUUUCUUCUCCGUUUCCUUUCUCUGUUUUCGUUUUUUCGGCAGCUUGUGAGAGAGAAAUGGCGAACGAAGCUCAGAACGGCGGUGCUGAGAACGGAGCUGCGAAGGCUGUGACGUUCUCCGCUCUCAAACCACAGCUCUUUGUGGAAGGUGCCAAGGCAAACGACGCCGUUCAGUUCUACAAGGCCGCGUUUGGUGCCGAGGAGGUCAGCCGUGUCAUGAACACGAAGAGGAAGGCUGAUCAGGAAGCUCCUCUCGUUCUCUUUGCCGAGCUUAAGCUCGGUUCCUCUGUGUUCCUUGUGUCUGACCUUACUGAGGACUCUUCUGCUCCUGAAAAGGCCGUCGGAGUUUUCUCCCUGGAGACUGAGGACGUUGAUAAAGCUAUUGCCAAUGCUGUUGCUGCCGGCGCGGUUGCUGAAGGUGAAAUCUCUGAGGGUGAAGCCGCUUGCUGUGGUGGUCGCGUUGGCAAGGUGAAGGAUCCAUAUGGGAACUUCUGGUUCAUCUGCUCGCCGGCGAAGAAGACUGAGCAGGCGGUGGAGGCUUGAAAGGUCUCGGAACUGAACUGUCUCGUUUCUCUGCUUUUUUUUUAAUGAAUUUCCUAUCCGGCCCAUGGUAGUAGUGUGUACUUCGGCACACCGUAUAACCCAAUAGUGGUUAGUUCUUAUUACGGAGGAGUAGUUGUCUCUGUUAUCAGACUUGAAUAUGAAUCUGUCAGUACUGUUUGCUUUUGGUAAUUUUGACUAGUAACAUUUGAGUCCUCGGUGAUUCAUCGCUCAUAAUCGCAAUUCUAGCUUUUGAAUUUGU